Molecule: messenger RNA, 606 nt
Organism: Dothidotthia symphoricarpi CBS 119687
Lineage: Eukaryota; Fungi; Ascomycota; Dothideomycetes; Pleosporales; Dothidotthiaceae
Product: 60S ribosomal protein-like protein L6
Exons: 3
Coding region: 1-606 (201 amino acids)
Biological process (GO): cytoplasmic translation; ribosomal large subunit assembly
Cellular component (GO): cytosolic large ribosomal subunit; ribosome
Molecular function (GO): RNA binding; structural constituent of ribosome
Source: RefSeq, a predicted model, not a curated record
AUGGCGGACACCAAACCCACGACCCAGAAGUUCUCCAAGGGCGAGCGGUCAAUACCGCAUGCGUCGCAGAAGGCGAGCAAGUACUACCCUGCUACGGACGUCGCCGUCCCCAAGAAGACCCGUAAGACUCUCCGCCCGGCGAAGCCCCGUGCAUCCCUCGAGCCCGGAUCCGUCGUUAUCCUCCUCGCUGGUCGUUUCCGCGGCAAGCGUGUCGUCCUCCUCAAGCACCUCCCCCAGGGCGUGCUCCUCGUCACCGGUCCUUUCAAAGUCAACGGCGUUCCUCUGCGACGAGUAAACGCCCGAUACGUCAUUGCUACUUCGACCAAGGUGAACGUCGAGGGUGUAGACGAGGAUGUCCUGAAGAAGGCCAGCGAAGACGGCUACUUCACCAAGGACAAGGCCUCCCGCAAGCCUGGAGAGGACUCUUUCUUCAAGCAGGGCGAGAAGCCUGAGAAGAAGGAGACCGCCAAGGACCGUGUGGAGGACCAGAAGGCUGUCGACAAGGCUCUCUUGGCCACCAUCAAGAAGGAGGCUCACCUUGCCGACUACCUCGGCGCCAGCUUCAGCCUUCGCAGCUCAGACAGGCCACACCAGAUGGUCUUCUAA